AUGUGGUUUAAUAUCCCUAAUUUUCAAUAGGAUGUUUAUGAAACAGGAUUCGAUGUUGAUUUUGAUUAAAAUCUAAUUGCUCUCUCUUUUUAGAUUUAGAUCUCAUCUUCAUAAAAUCAAUCGCCAGAAGCAAGUUUGUUUUAUUUUACCCCUUCAGAGACUUAAAAAGAAGGUGUAGUAGUAUUUAAUUAAAUGGGAGAAAUUUAGUGGGUAAAGAUUUGUUCUAAAUGCUACAACUAAUUUGUGACAUCCAUUUUGUUUAUAAAUGAUACUCUGAAUUAUGUAAUGAAAACUGAGAAAAAUUAAUUUGGAUUAAUAGAAUUUAAUAAGUUUAAUGGAGAUGAAAUAUCUGAUUAGAUUAUUAAUUUUUAAGAUAACCCAGCUAUCGAUUAUGAAGUACUUUACUUGGACCUCUAAUAUGAUAAAAAAUAUAAUUAAAAGAAGUAUAUACUAGCUGGAGUAAAAGGCUAGGAUGGACAAAAGCUGAAUAUGCUUGAGGAAGCAAGGGUUAUAACUAUAGAUUAAACUAUUUUAAAUGGAACAAAAGUUUCGCAUUUAGUUACAAAUACAUCCCUUUCGCCUUAACUUAAAACAAAUCAACUUUUUAUUGGGUAAAAACAUAUAUACUUAUCUUCCACAAUGAUGUAGGAAUUAAGUCCAUUACCUCAUGUUUGGGUUAUUUUGAAUAAAACAAAUAUGACUUAGUAUUAGAAAAUAUCGUACACAUCUAAUUAAGAAAACUUGAUAAAAAAAUCCUUAAUAUCUACUGAUGAAAAAUUUUUAAUCAACAUUUGUACCCUUUAUGAGUCUAACAAUGGUGUCUAAUUAAAACUGUAGUAUUAUGAGAAUUAAACAAGUUAUUUGAGAACAGUAUUAUUUUCUAAUGGUUAUGGUUUUGAUAAUUUCAUGGCUGAAUCUGUUUCAUCUUAAGAAAUUAUUUUUUACGCUUAUAGAUCCAGUUAAUCAUAUUACUCAUAGUUGUUUAAAUACAAUUUCUAUCAAUGA
This is a messenger RNA of Stylonychia lemnae, 1005 nucleotides long. Lineage: Eukaryota; Ciliophora; Spirotrichea; Sporadotrichida; Oxytrichidae. The record is from the annotation of a GenBank genome assembly.